This is a messenger RNA of Melopsittacus undulatus (budgerigar), 2325 nucleotides long. It is a transcript of the gene SPARC, whose product is annotated as secreted protein acidic and cysteine rich. Bases 167 to 1063 code for a protein of 298 amino acids. The record is from RefSeq and is a predicted model, not a curated record. Lineage: Eukaryota; Metazoa; Chordata; Aves; Psittaciformes; Psittaculidae. The transcript is spliced from 10 exons. Gene Ontology annotation, biological process: anatomical structure development. Gene Ontology annotation, molecular function: calcium ion binding; protein binding; collagen binding.
CCAUUUGAAAAGAUAGCGUGGAGUAGGAGGAGGAGAGGCAGCAGGAAACCCAGCCCACCCUUUGGCUUCCUCCUGCCUCCUUCUAAAACCUGCAGACUCCUCCAGCCCAUCCAAGCGCCUGAAGUUCCCUCAGCCCUGCUGCCGGACUGCGAGGGUCUGCUGAAAGAUGAGGGCCUGGAUCUUUUUCCUUCUCUGCCUGGCAGGCAAAGCCCUGGCAGCUCCGCAGGAGGCUCUGCCCGAUGAGACAGAGGUCAUUGAGGAUCCCACCACAGAGGAGCCUGUGGGGGCCAAUCCCGUCCAGGUGGAGGUGGGAGAGUUUGAGGAACCCACAGAGGAUGUAGAGGAGAUUGUUGCAGAGAAUCCCUGCCAGAACCACCACUGCAAGCACGGCAAGGUGUGCGAGGUGGAUGACAACAACUCGCCCAUGUGUGUGUGCCAGGACCCCUCCAGCUGCCCAGCUACCGCCGGUGUCUUUGAGAAGGUCUGUGGCACUGACAACAAGACCUAUGACUCCUCCUGCCACUUCUUUGCCACCAAGUGCACCUUGGAGGGAACCAAGAAGGGACACAAACUGCACCUGGACUACAUUGGGCCUUGCAAAUUCAUCCCUGCCUGCCUGGACACAGAGCUGACCGAGUUCCCCCUGCGCAUGAGGGACUGGCUCAAGAACGUGCUGAUCACCCUGUACGAGCGCGAUGAGGGAAACAACCUGCUGACGGAGAAGCAGAAGCUCAAGGUGAAGAAGAUCCAUGAGAAUGAGAAGCGCCUGGAGGCUGGAGACCACAGCGUGGAGCUGCUGGCCCGUGACUUCGAGAAGAACUACAACAUGUACAUCUUCCCCGUGCACUGGCAGUUCGGGCAGCUGGAUCAGCACCCCAUUGAUGGGUACCUGUCCCACACCGAGCUGGCCCCUCUCCGUGCUCCCCUCAUCCCCAUGGAGCACUGCACCACUCGCUUCUUCGAGGCUUGCGACCUAGACAACGACAAGUACAUUGCCCUGGAGGAGUGGGCCAGCUGCUUCGGCAUUAAGGAGCAGGACAUUGACAAGGAUCUUGUGAUCUAAACCCCCAGCUUCCUUCUCUGCUGCCAACUUUGUCUUAUUUUAACCUUCCCACUUCCUUUGGUUUUUAAACCGCUUUUGUUUUGUUUUUCCCUGGGAACAAGGUGCUAAUAUAGACCUAAACAUAUGUAGGAAUGGUGCUAAGAGAAAUAACAGCCCUCAUUCAUAGCCUAAUCUAUUACCACUAGAUUACUCACUGUUUCCACAAGCUUCCACCAGCUCUUUCUCUCUCUGACGUGUCUUUACCAUUGACUGACCCUGUUCCUGUCCUAAAUACCCUGUCUCAGUAUCCGCUCUCAGAUGACUUCUCUUAACAACUUACUAACAGCACGUUCUUGGACACGUCCGCAUUAGACGCAAAGACCUCUCAGCUGAUUCACAGCCCGAUAUUGACCACCAGCAAGGGAAGGCAGAGCAAGGGAAGGCAGAGGAUGUUGGAGGAUUGGGCUUUUCGAGCAGAGCAGCUGUGGGUGACACUGUGGCCACCCAGCUCGUGGUAGGGGGAUGGAGAGGGAUGAGAAAGAUACAGAGUGGUAGGAUUUUGUCUUCCCCCAUUCCCCCCACCCCCCAUUCCCAGGGCUUGAAUUGAACAAUCAUUGGGCACAAAAAGAAGGGCUGAUCAACCAAAUGGAUAGGAAAGUGCACAAAAUUUAGAACCAAUAAGAUGAAAUGCAUCCCACCCUGUAAAAUCCCCUCCACCAAUAAAGGUUUGAAAGUGCUACGUGCUUUACCAUUACUCGAUGACCGUACUGCUGUUGUGUUUUCUGUGCUGCAAAGGGCGAGCAGGGGCAGCCGCCUGUUUCCCUGCUGUGUGGGGCUGACCUUGCUGUUGCUGAGAUAAAGCUCUUGGCUCUCCCCAGAUCACGGUGCCCCUGAGCACUUCCCACCUCUGCCUUGGUUGUGCUCAAAUUCCAGCCCCGCUGUGCCAGUCUUGGAAGGGACAUUUCUGCACAGAGAGAGUUGUGCUUGUCACGUGCUUGAGGGAAAGGCUGUGAUUUAUUAUUCCUGUUGUGGAUUUCAGGGUUUAAGGGAUGGGUGGGAGGAAAGGGAGCAGAUAUUACGGUAUUUGGAUUUUGCUUUAUAGAGAGUGCCCUGGCAGGAGUGAAGGGAUGGUUACGUCUCGCAGACUGAGAACUCCUUUUUUACCUCUGAAUGUUCCCUGUGCCUUAUAUUAUUAAAUUCCUGCCACAGUGUGAGCAACCUGAUGAGCCUCUGUAAUAAAAAUACUGAUUUGAAACACUGACAAUAAAUGAGCUUGCAAUGUU